This is a messenger RNA of Thlaspi arvense, 3281 nucleotides long. Lineage: Eukaryota; Viridiplantae; Streptophyta; Magnoliopsida; Brassicales; Brassicaceae. The record is from the annotation of a GenBank genome assembly.
UAAAAAAGUAGAUUUUUUUUUCCCAAUAUUUUUGGAUUCCAACAUAUUCAUUUGCCCGCCGAGGAAAGUCCAAAAGAGCCCAUCUCUCUACUCCUUCACACUACUCUCUCACUCGCCCACUCUGCAAUUCUUUCGAUUCAAAAACCAAAUUCAAUUAAAAUUGGAAGAAGAAGAACGAAAAAAAGGAAAAAGAUAAAUCAAAAGGUGAAAAUCGAAGAAGAAAAGCGAAAAAGGGCUAAUGGAGGACGACGAUCAGCAGAAGGCUGCAGAUCUAGUACAGGAGCUUGUUCUUCGUCUUCUCUCCCAAAACCCUCAAACCCCUAAUCCCGAUCCCAAUUCUCCCGCCUUCCUCAAAACCCUUCGUUACGCCUUCCGCAUCCUCUCCAGCCGCCUCACUCCCUCCGUCGCCCCCGACGCCACCGCCAUCGCCGAGUCCCUCAAACGCCGCCUCGCCACUCAAGGUAAGUCCUCCGACGCCCUCGCCUUUGCCGAUCUCUACACCAAGUUCGCCUCCAAGACUGGUCCCGGCAGCGUCAACAAUAAAUGGGCUCUCGUCUACCUGCUCAAAAUCGUUUCUGACGAUCGUAAAUCGGCUAUAAACGGUCUCGAUUCGUCGGUUCUGCUACCCAAUUUGGGGCUCGGCGAUGCCGCGUCGUCGCUAGGUAACGGGCUUCUUCGCGGUGGAGAGGCUAAGAAGAAGGAUUGGAGUAAUGGGGUUCUGUUGGUUAGUAAAGACCCUGAAAAUUUGAGGGAUAUUGCGUUUAGAGAGUAUGCGGCUUUGGUUAAGGAAGAGAAUGAAGUUACGGAAGAGGUUCUCGUUAGGGAUGUGUUGUACGCUUGCCAAGGCAUUGAUGGCAAGUAUGUGAAAUUCAACAGCGAAAUAGAUGGUUACGCGGUGCUGGACUAUGUUAAGGUACCUCGAGCCACGAGGAUUAUGGUCCGUAUGCUCUCUGAGCUUGGCUGGUUGUUUAGGAAGGUGAAGACUUUUAUCUCCGAGAGUAUGGAUCGGUUUCCAGCUGAAGAAGUGGGAACUGUUGGGCAAGCGUUUUGUGCGGCAUUGCAGGAUGAGCUCUCUGAUUACUAUAAGUUGUUGGCCGUGCUCGAAGCGCAGGCCAUGAAUCCUAUUCCUUUGGUUUCUCAAUCUGCCGGCUCAAGCAAUUACCUUUCCCUGAGGAGACUUUCGGUGUGGUUCGCGGAGCCCAUGGUGAAAAUGAGACUGAUGGCUGUUUUGGUCGACAAGUGUAAGGUACUGAGAGGUGGGGCGAUGGCUGGGGCUAUCCACCUGCACGCACAGCACGGUGAUCCGCUUGUUCACGAGUUUAUGAUGAGUUUGCUCCGAUGUGUGUGUUCUCCAUUGUUUGAAAUGGUGAGAAGUUGGGUUCUAGAAGGGGAGCUGGAAGAUACUUUUGGUGAAUUCUUCGUCGUGGGUCAUCCGGUUAAAGUCGAUUCGCUUUGGAGGGAAGGUUAUAAGCUCCACCCAGGGAUGCUUCCGUCUUUUAUUUCACCGAGUCUUGCUCAGAGAAUUCUGAGAACUGGGAAAUCUAUAAACUUUCUUCGUGUUUGCUGCGAUGAUCACGGGUGGGCUGAUGCAGCUUCAGAAGCAGCAGCUGCCUCUGGGACGACGACUAGGCGUGGAGGUCUCGGGUAUGGUGAGACUGAUGCACUUGAGCAUCUUGUUACUGAGGCGGCAAAGAGAAUCGACAAGCAUCUGUUGGAUGUUCUGUAUAAGAGAUAUAAAUUUAAGGAACACUGUCUUGCGAUUAAGCGUUAUUUACUACUUGGUCAGGGUGAUUUUGUCCAGUACUUGAUGGAUAUUGUAGGACCUAAGCUUUCUGAGCCAGCCAAUAAUAUCAGUUCAUUUGAGCUAGCUGGGUUUCUUGAAACAGCAAUAAGGGCAUCUAAUGCGCAGUAUGAUGACCGUGACAUGUUGGACAGGCUGAGGGUAAAAAUGAUGCCUCAUGGCAGUGGAGACAGAGGUUGGGAUGUAUUCUCAUUGGAAUAUGAGGCCAGGGUUCCACUAGAUACGGUGUUUACUGAGUCUGUUUUGUCCAAAUACUUGAGAGUGUUCAAUUUUCUCUGGAAGUUGAAAAGGGUGGAGCAUGCUCUCAUCGGAGUCUGGAAGACCAUGAAACCAAAUUGCAUCACUUCUAAUUCAUUCGUUAAGCUCCAAACAUCGGUGAAGUUGCAGCUGCUCUCAGCCCUGAGGCGGUGCCAGGUUCUGUGGAAUGAAAUGAACCAUUUUGUGACCAACUUUCAGUAUUACAUCAUGUUUGAGGUGUUGGAGGUGUCAUGGUCUAAUUUCGCAAAAGAAAUGGAAGCUGCUAAAGACCUCGAUGAUCUUUUGGCUGCACAUGAGAAGUACCUCAACUCCAUCGUUGGAAAAUCUCUUCUGGGUGAACAGUCCGAGACCAUCCGCAAAUCACUCUUCGUCCUCUUUGAGCUUAUAUUACGGUUCAGGAGUCAUGCAGAUCGUUUGUAUGAAGGAAUUUACGAGUUGCAAAUAAGAACUAAAGAGUCAGGACGAGAAAGAAACAAAGCGCAAGAGUCAAGUUCAUGGAUCAGUGAGGGUAGGAAAGCCAUAACACAGCGUGCUGGAGAGUUUCUUCAAAGCAUGAGUCAAGAUAUGGACAGUAUCGCAAAGGAAUACACAUCCUCACUCGAUGGGUUCCUGUCCCUUCUGCCUCUCCAACAAUCUGUAGAUCUCAAAUUCCUCUUCUUCCGGCUCGACUUCACGGAGUUCUACAGCCGGUUGCAUUCCAAAGGAUAAGAAAGUUGAAAAGAGUAAUUGGUUUAGUUGAAAAGCAUAUAUUCCACAAUAGCAAGAGAAGAAGACAUGCUCUACUUUGACUAACCGCUGACUGCAGCAUGGGCUUGCAGAGGAUCUUUUCUUGAAUCUAGGUGCGUGGAAGAAUCUGUUUCUUAUUUAUGCCAGUUAUUUUAUGAGUCUGCCUCAUAGAUUUGCUGUCUUAAACAACAACAAUCUGUGCAACAGACCCCCUGUAUUUUAGAGUUUGGGAUGGGGAAACAGAUUCUUGUGUUGGUUAAAAUCGGGUAAGGUUUGUGUUUGAUUUUGUGCCAAUCAUUCUGGUCUGAUAAUCUGCAGCUUUAGUUUUUAUUGGGUUUUUUCUUUUUCCAUGUGGUUUCUGUAAGCUCUAUUCAAGCUUUCGCUGAUUUGUAUGAUUGGUUUUUAUGACUUGGUUGAUAUAAGAAGGAAUUAGUUGUUUGAUAUUCUUGUAUUUCCUUACUGUGAAUGGCUCCAAGCUCUCUUGAGUUUUUGGCUC